Molecule: messenger RNA, 4406 nt
Organism: Coccidioides posadasii C735 delta SOWgp
Lineage: Eukaryota; Fungi; Ascomycota; Eurotiomycetes; Onygenales; Onygenaceae
Gene: SPT6
Product: Transcription elongation factor spt6
Biological process (GO): nucleosome organization; transcription elongation by RNA polymerase II; transcription elongation-coupled chromatin remodeling
Cellular component (GO): transcription elongation factor complex
Molecular function (GO): DNA binding; nucleosome binding; histone binding
Source: RefSeq, a predicted model, not a curated record
AACCCUCUUCCCCCAUUCUCCCCGAUCAAGCUCACUUUCUGUCGAUUUCCUUUGCUUUCACUGCUUCAAAGGAGUGCGACACCCAUUCUUGUUUGUUUGACUUGGUGGCGGCAUUUAGACCCAACGCAAUGAGCGCCGCCGAGCUUUUAGAGAAUGAGGCCUUGUUGGACGAUGAGGAAAAUGAUGAAGACUACGACGAGGAGACCGGUGAAGUAGCUAGAGGCACUGCCGAUCGAAAUGGCCACUAUGACGAUUCCAGUGAGGAGGAUGAAGACGAAGAUGAAGACGCCGCUCGUGCUGUUCGCGAGGGUUUCAUUGUCGACGAAGACGAAGAAGAGGAAGAGACGUCUGAAAGACGACGAGAAAAGAAAAAGCGACGCCGUGAAGAGCGUGCACUCGAGGAUGAGGACCUGGACGAGGAAGAUAUCUAUCUUAUCGGGGAGAAUAACCCGGACUUUGAACCUCCUGUUUCUUAUGAGUCGAAAUUUAAGCGGCUGAAGCGCGGGCAUAAAGGUGAUCGAGACCGUGCGGUGUCUCAGGGAAUCAACGAUAUAUUCAACUCCGACGAAGAGGAGGAUGAGAUCGACCGAUAUCGGAUGGGUGCCCGAGAUAGAAGGGGGCUUCACGAUGACCUCGAUGAUUUCAUCGAAGAGGAUGUGUUUUCCGACGAAGAGCGCGAGCGCAUGCGGGAAGACGAAGAGAUCGCUCGCCCAGUUAAAAAAGGAAUCUCUGGACUUGCUGUUACGGAGGCGACUGGCCUCGAUGAAGCUGCCCUCGAGGAUAUGCGUGCUGCUUUCGGUGAUGGAACCGAUUAUCUCUUCGCCCUUGAAAUGGAAGAAGAUGAAGAUGAAGAAGAACGUGGGGAUGAAGAAAAGCCACUGGACCUAAAAGAUGUUUUUGAGCCAUCACAACUCGCUGAAAAGAUGAUGACGGAGGAAGACAACGAGAUCCGCUUUAGUGACGAACCCGAGCGCUACCAGAUAGCAAGAAAGCCUUAUAAGCACGUCAUCCUGAGCGAAGAACAAUUUAAGGAAGAAGCCAUAUGGAUUUCAAAUCUUAUGUUACUGAAAAAGCGCCUGGAACCAGACUUACGCGAGCCAUUCCAGAGAGCUAUUGUCAAGGUCCUUGAAUUUAUGGUUACUGAUGACUGGGAAGUGCCGUUCAUCUUUCAACAUCGCAAGGAUUACUUGAUUCAUGCGGCAAAGGUUCCAAUGUCCCCUAGCGCACCCAAUCCCGAUGGGCAGGACUACGUUAUUAGAGCAGAGAAACUCUUAAACAUGACUGAUCUGUGGGAUAUCUUCGAGUAUGACCUAAAGUUCCGCGCACUUGUUGACAAGAGGAACAUCCUUCAGCGGACCUAUGACAACCUUAAGAACGUCGCAAACGUCAAAGACGAAGUGUUUGAGCAGAUGUUACCUGCUGCGGUGACCAUGGAGGAACUUCAGGACCUCCAGGAUUAUAUCUAUUUUGAGUACUCAUCCGAACUUAAAGAUGUUGCGAUGGUGAAUGGAAAUGGAGAGAAUGGGGCCGUUCAUCAACGCCGAAAAGCCGCGACCAAAACUUUCUAUGAGCGUAUCCGCAAUAGCAAGGCUUACGGUCUUGUUCGUGCGUUCGGAAUUACACCAGACGGAUUUGCCCAAAACGCUAUGAAGGAAGCAAAGAGACAUCAUAUUGAUGACCCCACUGAGCUACCCGAAGAUAUGGCGGACGGGCUCCUUGACACUCACUUUGCAAACGGUUUACACGCGCUCAAGGCUGCCAAGACAAUGUUUGCAGAACAGUUGAUAAUGAGCCCAAAAGUAAGGAAGGAAUUAAGACGAGCCUUCUAUAUGAAUGGCGUUAUCGAUUGUUUCAGGACUGAAAAGGGCCUAAAAAAGAUUGAUGAACAUCACCCUUAUUACGAAUUUAAGUAUUUGCGAAAUCAGCAACUGAGUGACAUUGCACGCCGACCAGAAUUAUUCCUGCGCAUGCUGAAAGCGGAAGAAGAAGGCUUGGUGGACGUCAAUGUUCGGUUCCAAAAUUUUGAUAAUUAUAAGAGACGACUUUAUCGUGAUAUCCAAUCCGACAACUUCAGUGAAGUAGCCGAUGCCUGGAACAAAGCGAGAAAGGAAGUGCUUGACAUGGCACUUGCACGGCUCGACAAGAUCAUGAGUCGCGGAGUCAAGGAAAAUAUCAAGACUGAAUGUGAGAACCACGUCGCUAAGGAAUGCCGAGAAGCUUUCUCCUUACGACUCGAUCAAGCUCCGUACAAGCCUAAAGGCAUGAUCCUUGGCACUAUUCCCCGUGUCCUCACUUUAUCAGCCGGUGCUGGUAUCAUUGGCAAAGACCCAAUAUACUGGGCGUGGGUUGAAGAGGAUGGCCGAGUCUUGGAAAACGGCAAAUUUACCGACCUCACUCUUGGUGAUCCAGACCGCAUGAUUUCAGACGGUAGAGACGUGAACUCUCUCAUAGAUCUCGUCGAACGGCGCAAACCUGAUGUGAUUGGCAUUUCCGGGAUGUCUCCAGAAACCCGCAAACUUUACAAGCAACUCGCAGAGCUCAUAGAUGCAAAGAAUCUCCGCAGCUCGCCAUAUACCAACGAUAAUGAUGAUGAAGUUAGCGAUCCUCUCGAAGUAGUCAUAGUGAACGACGAAGUGGCAAGACUAUAUCAUACCAGCGACAAGGCCAGAUCGGAGCACCCCGGUCUUCACCCAUUGACCAUCUACUGCGUUUCUCUCGCCAAAUAUCUACAGAAUCCAAUGAAAGAGUACGCUUCGUUAGGACGGGACAUAGUGUCUAUUCAAUUCAAACCAGGCCAGCAACUUAUCUCUCAGGAGAAGCUCUUGAAGCAACUCGAAAGUGCUUUGGUUGAUAUGGUGAACUUAUGUGGUGUGGAUAUCAAUGAAGCUGUCAAUGAUCCGGCUACCGCCAACCUUCUCACUUAUGUGAGCGGUCUCGGCCCUCGAAAGGCCUCCCAGUUGCUGAAAAUCAUCAACAUGAACGGUGGUGUUGUGAAUAACCGCAUGGAGUUACUAGGAGUCAACGCGCAGUAUCCUGCAAUGGGCGUGAAAGUAUGGAACAAUUGUGCCAGUUUUCUCUACAUCGACUACGACACGGCCGAUCCCGACACUGAUUAUUUGGACAAUACUCGUGUUCAUCCAGAAGACUAUGAUAUUGGUCGCAAGAUGGCCGCCGAUGCGCUCGAACUCGAUGAAGAAGAUAUCAAAGCGGAGACAGAUGAGAACGGUCCCGGCGCUAUCGUUAGAAAGCUCGUUAAGGAGGAUGCUCAAGAAAAAGUCAACGACCUUAUUCUGGAAGAGUAUGCCGAGCAACUCGAAAAGAAUCUUAACCAGAGAAAACGCGCUACUCUUGAGACUAUACGUGCUGAAUUACAGCAGCCUUAUGAGGAAUUACGAAAGCAAUUCGUCUUCCUUAGCACAGAUGCCAUCUUUACAAUGUUUACCGGCGAGACUGCGGACACCUUGGCUGAAGGCAUGGUUGUACCUGUCACUAUCAAACGAAUAACCGAUGACCACAUCGACGGCAAACUUGACUGUGGAGUUGAUGUCCUCAUACCCGAGAUGGAGCUCACCGACCGAUAUGAUAUCCCCGUCCGAAGUCUAUAUUCCAUUCACCAAACUGUCCCUGCGAAACUGCUCUACUUGAACCGCAAAGCUUUCAUUGCCAACGCAUCUCUCCGCGAAGACCAGGUCAUUAGGCCGUAUCGCCGCGAAUUCGAUCAUAUGCGCGAUGAAUGGGAUGACAAGCAAGAGCACCAAGAUCAAGAAGCAAUGAAGGAGGAGACUAAGACGAGCACUCGUACACUCAGAGUUAUUAAGCAUCCGCUUUUCCGCCCAUUCAAUGGUCCUCAGGCUGAGGAAUUCCUCGCUUCGCAAAGUCGUGGAGACGCAGUCAUUCGACCUUCGUCUAAGGGCCCUGACCAUCUCGCAGUGACAUGGAAGGUCUCAGAUGGAGUAUACCAGCAUAUUGAUGUGUUAGAACUUGACAAAGAAAACGAGUUCUCCGUCGGCAAAAUUCUCAAAAUUGGCGGGAAGUAUUCGUACAGCGAUCUUGACGAGUUGAUUGUCAAUCAUGUCAAGGCCAUGGCAAGAAAGGUGGAUGAUAUGACAAUCCAUGAGAAAUAUCAGUCCGGCUCAAAAGAGGCUACAGAACGUUGGUUAACAACAUACACAACCGCCAACCCUACUCGUUCUGCCUACGCCUUUUGCAUCGACCCCAAACACCCGGGCUACUUCCACCUGUGCUUCAAGGCGGGCCAAAAUGCGUCAAUGAACAGCUGGCCAGUAAAAGUGAUUCCCCAGGGAUACGAAUUGCAACGGAACCCAUAUCCAGACAUGAUGGCGUUAUGCAACGGAUUCAAGACGAUGUAUGCGAAUGUGUUGGCCGGAAAGAAGGGACGAAGAUGA